ACUUUAUGGAAUCUUAAAGAAAAAUUUAGUCUUUUUUAAUAUGGAGGAUGAGGACUGCCCUACGGAGUUUUCAGACCAUUAUAAAGUUGUAAAAGACAUGUAUGCCGAAGUGCAAUGUUUUUUAUCAACGCUAAUUGCGAAUCCUCCAAAAACAUGUGCGGAACAUGUCACAUUGAGCACAGCCUUGCAUCUUCAACUGACAAAUUUCAUAAUAGCCUCAAGAAAAUUAAUGCAAGAAUAUGAAGAACAAUAUGAUUUUAAUUCUAAGUGCGCUCAACAUGAUUUUUCAGAAUUACCUCCAUUGGAAGAACCAUGUCAUGAAGAUCUCUCCCAAGUAGCACUUGUAUGGGAAUAUUAUAGUCAACAGAAUCCUGCACAAUUUAAUGCAGCAUUAAUUCAACAGAGUAAUCAAAAAAAUUUGCAUCCUCCUUUACAUAACCAAAAUAAGGAAUAUACACAUUAUCCAAGUAAAAGAAAUCUUUCCCAAAUUGAAAUUUCAUGGCAAUAUUGUAAUGAACUAAGUCCUUUGAGACCCGGUUCUCCACUACAUAAUCAGUUACAAGUAGAAGACAAUUCACAAGAUUUUCGGUUGCAAUGUCAAAACGAAUACAAUGGUUUUAGACGAGGCGUUCCACUGCAACAAGGUCAAGAUCAUAAUCAGUUGCAAUGUCAAAAUAACGUUAAUAGUUACGAACAGGGUUCUCCAAUGCAAUGUCGAAAUGAACAAAACGGUUAUAAACAAAUUGUUUCAUAUCAAUGCCAAAAUAGAAGUAACUAUGAACAAAAUAGUAACGAACAAAAUUAUCUUAUCCAAUGUAAUAACCAAUAUGGAACUAAUCACAAUCCAAUGCAACCUAGCACAAUAUUAACGCCACAAUACCAACAAUAUCCAUUCCACAAUUCCGGAACGUCAAAUUUAUCUUCGCAGUAUCAAAAUCAACAGCAACAAUUUGAUGAUUCUUUAAGAUCAAAUCUACUUCCGAAAUAUCAAAAUCAAGUUGAACAAACCUGUGAAUGUGGAAGAACAACUUUAUCUCCGCAAUAUCAAAAGAAACAAAUGCAAACUUUCGAAUGUGAAAGAAAAAAUUUACCUCCACAAUAUCAAAAUCAACAAAAGUCAUCAUACAAUCGUGAAACAUCAAGUUUACCACCCCAAUUUCAGAAUCAAUCUUGUGUUCCUUUAAGAUCAAAUCCACCAUUGCAGUAUCAGAACCAAGCUUUCAUUGCAGAAAGAUCAAAUGCACCUUUGAAUUAUCAAAAUCAACCAAAUCAAGCUUAUGAUCCUGGAAGGGCCUGUUUAUCACAGCAACAUCAGAAUCAAUUGGAUCAACCUUGCUAUCCUGGAAUAUCAAAUCCACUGCUCAAUUACCAGAACCAACUGAACCAAACAUAUGAUACUAGAAGACCAAAUAUACCUUCGCAAUAUCAAAAUCAACAAAAUCAAGCUUCCGAGUUUGAAAGGUCAAAUACACCACCGCAAUAUCAGAUUCAACCAAAUCAAGAUUGCAAUCCUAAAAGAUCCAAUUCACCUUCGCAAUAUCAGAAUCAACCAAAUCAAGCUUGCAAUCCUAAAAGAUCAAAUUCACCUUCGCAAUAUCAGAAUCAACCAAAUCCUAAUCCUAAAAGAUCAAAUUCACCUUCACAAUAUCAGAUUCAACAAAAUCAAGUUUGUAGUCCUAAAAGAUCAAAUUCACCUUCACAAUAUCAGAAUCAACCAAAUCAAGUUUGCAAUCCUAAAAGAUCAAAUUCACCUUCACAAUAUCAGAAUCAACCAAAUCAAGUUUGCAGCCCUAAAAGAUCAAAUUCACCUUCGCAAUAUCAGAAUCAAUCAAAUCAAGUUUGCAAUCCUAAAAGAUCAAAUUCACCUCCGCAAUAUCAGAAUCAACCAAAUCAGACUUGCAAUCCUAAAAGAUCAAAUUCACCUUCACAAUAUCAGAUUCAACAAAAUCAAGUUUGCAGUCCUAAAAGAUCAAAUUCACCUUCGCAAUAUCAGAAUCAACCAAAUCAAGUUUGCAAUCCUAAAAGAUCAAAUUCACCUUCGCAAUAUCAGAAUCAACCAAAUCAGACUUGCAAUCCUAAAAGAUCAAAUUCACCUUCGCAAUAUCAGAUUCAACCAAAUCAAGCUUGCAAUCCUAAAAGAUCCAAUUCACCUUCACAAUAUCAGAUUCAACCAAAUCAAGUUUGUAGUCCUAAAAGAUCAAAUUCACCUUCGCAAUAUCAGAAUCAACCAAAUCAGACUUGCAGUCCUGAAAGAUCAAAUUCACCUUCGCAAUAUCAGAACCAACCAAAUCAAGUUUGCAAUCCUAAAAGAUCAAAUUCACCUUCGCAAUAUCAGAAUCAACCAAAUCAAGUUUGCAGUCCUAAAAGAUCAAAUUCACCUUCACAAUAUCAGAAUCAAUCAAAUCAGACUUGCAAUCCUAAAAGAUCAAAUUCACCUUCGCAAUAUCAGAAUCAACCAAAUCAGACUUGCAGUCCUGAAAGAUCAAAUUCACCUUCGCAAUAUCAGAACCAACCAAAUCAAGUUUGCAAUCCUAAAAGAUCAAAUUCACCUUCGCAAUAUCAGAAUCAACCAAAUCAAGUUUGCAGUCCUAAAAGAUCAAAUUCACCUUCACAAUAUCAGAAUCAAUCAAAUCAGACUUGCAAUCCUAAAAGAUCAAAUUCACCUUCGCAAUAUCAGAAUCAACCAAAUCAGACUUGCAGUCCUGAAAGAUCAAAUUCACCUUCGCAAUAUGAGAACCAACCAAAUCAAGUUUGCAAUCCUAAAAGAUCAAAUUCACCUUCGCAAUAUCAGAGUCAGCAAAAUCAAGUUUGCAGUCCUAAAAGAUCAAAUUCACCUUCGCAAUAUCAGAAUCAGCAAAAUCAAGUUUGCAAAUGUGGUAGAACUAGUUUACCAGUUCAAUAUCAAAACCAACCAAAACGGGCAACCGAAUCUAGAGGUUCAAAUUUUCCAUUUCAAUAUCAGAAUCAGCUGAAUUGCUUAAAUCAUGAUUCCAAUUUGACUUAUCAAAAUGGAUAUAAAGCUCAAAAUAUGCCAGUAAACAUUUGUGCAACAUCAAACUCACCUAGAGCAUUUCCUAAUCAACUAAAUGCUUUUAAACAUAGUCCGCCCUUAAAAUAUCAGAACCAACAAAAUCAACCUUGCGAUCUUACAGGAGCAAAUGCACCAUUGCCAUAUGAGGGUGGACAAAAUUCCUUAAAACAGAAUUUUCCACGUCAAAAUCAAUAUGCGCCUAAUCUGCAGAACAAAGCAAUAGAAGAGCCUUGUGGCGGUCCUUGCUCCCCACAGCAAUAUCGAAGUCAGAACAAUUACGUACAGGGUUCUUUAAUACAAUGUCGGAAUGAAUGUAAUUCCUCUGAUUUGUCAGAAAAAAGAAUCAGCAAACCGCAAUGGAAAAGAACUACUAGUUAUACACAAUUCCCAAAGGGAGGUCAACAUUGUCACAAGCGCGUUAUUCGAGCUGUAAUUCAUCCUCAACCUACACAUGGUUUUAUGUGUGAGGAAAGAGAAAAAUUUGGUGCUAAACCUGAAAGAGACAAAGUAAAAUCAGGCACGGAAAAUUGCUCAAAACAAUGCAUGAAUAACACUUCUGGUAUGAGGACGAAAUGUUCUCAACAAAAUCCUAUUCAAAAGGAAUAUGAAACUCUAUCAGAACAGGAAAUAGAUGAGGCGCUUUUAUACAAAAUAUUAUGUUUAGAGUGUUGGCCAAUGUUACAAGCCCAAAAACAAAAUAAAUUGAAAAACUUGACAGCAAAUGAACAGCAAUCAAAACGAUGUACUAUCAAUAGCAAUCCUAAGGAAAAUCGUGCUCGAACUUUGCAAAAUAAACCUGGACAACUAUGUAUACCACGAAAAAACAGAAAUGGUAACCUCAAACAUCAGACAAUGCCAUGCAAUACUAAACCUAAACGUGAUAUAAAACCUAUUUUGCGUUGUAAAUGCAAACCUGCUCAAAAUCAUAGAAGAGUUAAAUUUGAACAAUGUGCAAAAUUUCCUGCAUUUCGGAAAACAGGUGGUCAGAAUAAAAUGCUACAGUAUAUUGAUGAAUUACUGAUUGAAAAGUUGGGCAUGAGUUUGUAUGACACCACAAACUCCGAAACAUCUUGGACAGAUAUAAGUCAGGAAGAAAAUACAACAGUGUCGGAGGAAAGUGAAGAAUAUGAACAGGAAUAUCCAACUACCUCAAACAGAAGACACAAUGAACUUUCUUGUGACCAAAGAAGAAAAGAGACGGAAUUGCAUGACGAAAUUAAUAGUCUGUUUCAAGAAGAUGAUGAAAGUUUUGAUGAUCUUUACUAUCUUCCUAGUGUAAAAGAAGAGGAAAAUUCUAAAAAAUAUCAUUCGAUACUUGUUAAAAGGCAACCUAGUAACUUAACUGAUGGGGACGGUUUGAUGGGAGGUAAUCAAAAUAAGGCACAACAGCGAUCACCUUCAGCUCCAAAAAAGGUUGUAUGUUUCAAUGAAGCAUUAAAUCAAAAAUAUGAGAUAAGUUCUAUUUAUGCGGAAUGCCGGGCUGGACCAUAUGUAAAAAAACGCAAAAUCCAACGAAUGAGAAAGAAUAUACGAAAAUAUAUGAUGAAAUAUUCACAAAAUCUAAAUUCAAACUUGGAAGAAAGUUUUUCGAAUACAUAUACUCCAGGACGCAAAAUUACUAAAUAAGUAGAAAAUAUUUAUAAUUUGAACUAAGUUUAUUCUAUUGUUGUUCUUUAAUUUGUUGUUAAAAUAUUGUUUUGCUGAUAAAUCUCUUGUAGGAACAAAAACGCGAAUUUAAACAUAAAAAUAUAUUUUUGAAUG
This is a messenger RNA of Teleopsis dalmanni, 4792 nucleotides long. Its product is annotated as mediator of RNA polymerase II transcription subunit 12-like. The record is from RefSeq and is a predicted model, not a curated record. NCBI's taxonomy places the organism in Eukaryota, Metazoa, Arthropoda, Insecta, Diptera, Diopsidae. The transcript is spliced from 2 exons. The coding region runs from base 41 to 4657 and encodes 1538 amino acids.